Molecule: messenger RNA, 1963 nt
Organism: Venturia canescens
Lineage: Eukaryota; Metazoa; Arthropoda; Insecta; Hymenoptera; Ichneumonidae
Product: dihydrolipoyl dehydrogenase, mitochondrial
Exons: 6
Coding region: 164-1699 (511 amino acids)
Cellular component (GO): oxoglutarate dehydrogenase complex; mitochondrion
Molecular function (GO): flavin adenine dinucleotide binding; dihydrolipoyl dehydrogenase (NADH) activity
Source: RefSeq, a predicted model, not a curated record
ACCAUCGCUGUGCCAGCCGUGCGAUUGCGAUUAUGAAACGAUAGCAGGCAGCAGCCAGCUAGGCCCGUGUCGUGUGUGGGUUAACUUUUUAAUAUUUCAUCGCAGCGAAUAACCCCGAAAUUUCGUAAUCAUCCAACGGGGAAUAAGAAAAUAAAAGAACAAAAUGCAAGCAAAUCUGUUGAAUCUUGUGACGAAUUCCGUCGUUAGGUCUGGUAGUGUGAAGAAUAUAGUUAGGUCCACGACUGCCGGGUUUUCGAUAACUCAAAGGAGAUACGCGAGUAGCAUAGACGCGGAUGUAGUAGUCAUAGGAGCUGGUCCUGGUGGAUACGUAGCAGCUAUAAAGGCUGCUCAGCUGGGCAUGAAAACAGUAUGCGUGGAGAAGAAUCCUACCCUGGGUGGAACGUGUCUUAACGUUGGCUGCAUUCCAUCCAAAUCUUUAUUAAAUAAUUCCCAUUACUAUCACAUGGCUCACAGCGGCGAUCUCAAAAAUCGAGGCAUUUUAGUGGAUAAUGUAAAACUCGAUCUGGAAAAACUGCUGGAGCAAAAAGAUAAUGUAGUAAAAGCUCUGACGGGUGGAAUAGCCGGACUUUUCAAAAAGAACAAGGUUGAAUGGGUCAAAGGUCACGGUAAAAUAACUGGAAAAAAUCAAGUGAGCGCUUUGGGGCCAAGCGGCAGUGUAGAAACAACAAUCAACGCUAAAAACAUUGUGAUUGCAACUGGCAGUGAGGUAACACCUUUUGCUGGUCUUGAGAUUGACGAAAAGCAAAUAGUCUCGUCGACAGGAGCACUCGCCCUCAAUCCUGUGCCCAAAAGACUCAUUGUAAUUGGAGCAGGUGUAAUCGGACUGGAGCUUGGAUCAGUUUGGCAAAGGCUUGGUUCCGAAGUCACAGCUGUAGAGUUUAUGUCGUCGAUAGGAGGUGCCGGAAUCGAUGGCGAAGUGAGCAAAACCCUGCAGAAGGUACUGAACAAACAGGGCAUCAAUUUCAAGCUGGGUAACAAAGUAACCGGUGCAACGAGGAGCGGUUCUGAAAUUCAAGUUUCGAUCGAGGAUGCGAAAGAUCCGAGCAAAAAAGAGACCCUCGGAUGCGAUGUGCUUCUGGUCUGUGUCGGACGAAGGCCGUACACGAAUAAUCUAGGACUCGAGGAGAUGGGAAUCGAACGUGACGAGAAAGGGAGGGUUCCGGUUAACAACAGAUUCCAGACCGUAGUACCUAACAUCUACGCGAUCGGAGAUUGUAUCCACGGUCCUAUGUUGGCCCACAAAGCGGAAGACGAGGGAAUCAUAACGGUCGAGGGUAUCGCCGGUGGAGCAGUCCACAUCGAUUACAACUGCGUACCGAGUGUGGUUUACACCCAUCCGGAAGUUGGAUGGGUUGGCAAGACCGAGGAGGACCUCAAGAAGGAGGGCAUCGACUUCAAAGUCGGUAAAUUUCCGUUUAUGGCGAAUUCUCGAGCGAAAACCAAUCUCGAGACUGACGGUUUCGUCAAAGUACUUGCCGACUCUGCAACCGACAAGAUUUUGGGUGUUCACAUGAUCGGACCAGCCGCAGGUGAGCUCAUCAACGAGGCCGUACUCGCGAUGGAGUACGGAGCGAGCGCCGAAGACGUCGCCCGAGUCUGUCAUGCUCAUCCCACGUGUUCCGAAGCUCUGAGGGAAGCUCACCUCGCUGCCUCCUUCGGCAAGCCCAUUAAUUUCUAAGCGACACUCGACACUCGACCUCCGCUGUUGAGCAACAGAAAAGAACAAAAGAAAAACGUCUUAGCUUCAAUCACCUAGUCUACGAAUUUGAUCGCCAAUAGUCGCACCGAAAUGAAAAUCCCUGGCGCGAGAAACGAGGGUUGUAAAUAAAAGUCGGUCCGAGAUUGAAAGUCCACGAUGUCGUGCGAACGAGGCCAAUAAAUGUCGUGCUGGCUCUGAAAAAUCUGUAUUUAUAACUAAAAUAAAUAUUAAAAUGCUCCGGAA